AUGCUGCUCCGCCGGCUGCCCCGAGCCCGCGCCCCGCCGCGGCGGCUGCGCCCCCGCCCGCCUCCCGCCGCGCGCUCCGUGGUGACCUCCGUGCCGCUGUCCCACGGCGAGGAGCGGGGCCGCGCGGACCGGGCGCCCCUCGUGCUGCUCCACGGGCUCUUCGGCAGCCGCGCCAACCUGCACGCGGUGGCCAAGGCGCUGGUGCGCGGCGGCAGCGGCACGGUGCUGACGCUGGACGCCCGGAACCACGGCAGCAGCCCCCACAGCGCGCUGAUGACCUAUGAAGUGAUGAGCCUGGACGUGCAGCACCUCCUGACUCGCCUGGGCAUCACCAAGUGCAUCCUGCUGGGACACAGCAUGGGGGGCAAGACGGCCAUGACCCUGGCCUUGCAGCGGCCAGACCUGGUGGAGCGCCUCAUCUCUGUCGACAUUGGUCCCACCUCAACCGCACCCGUCUCCGAGUUCUCUGCCUACAUCUCUGCUAUGAAGUCAGUGAAGAUCCCGGAUGGUCUGUCUCGCUCUGCAGCCCGCCAGCUGGCUGACCAUCAGCUGCGUCCGGUGGUCCAGCACGCGCAGCUGAGGCAGUUCUUGCUCACCAACCUGGUAGAGGUGGAGGGCCACUACGUCUGGCGAGUGAAUCUGGACGCUAUUUCCCAGCACUUGGUAGAUAUCAUGAACUUCCCCGUCUUCCACAAGUCGUAUCCUGGCCCUGCACUCUUCUUGGGAGGAUCUGACUCACCUUAUAUCAGGUCCGAAGACUACCCGGAAAUCCAGCGCCUCUUCCCCAAAGCUGAUAUCCAGUACAUUGCAGGGGCAGGCCACAUAGUCCAUCAGGAUAAAUUUGGGGAAUUCAUCACUGCUGUCCUCAAUUUCCUGCCACCACCAUAGUGCUGGGACCAGGUUCCUGCAAGCCCCAUGUGGGUCCUGAGAUGCUCCAGGCAGUGCUGCAGGGCUCUGGGCUCUGCGAGGAGGGAUUCAGCCUGUGCUGGCUGCCCACCUGCAGCCC
Molecule: messenger RNA, 1006 nt
Organism: Pezoporus flaviventris
Lineage: Eukaryota; Metazoa; Chordata; Aves; Psittaciformes; Psittacidae
Gene: ABHD11
Product: abhydrolase domain containing 11
Exons: 6
Coding region: 1-888 (295 amino acids)
Cellular component (GO): mitochondrion
Source: RefSeq, a predicted model, not a curated record